Messenger RNA from Cajanus cajan (pigeon pea), 2345 nucleotides. RefSeq lists its product as uncharacterized. Gene Ontology annotation, molecular function: lipid binding. NCBI's taxonomy places the organism in Eukaryota, Viridiplantae, Streptophyta, Magnoliopsida, Fabales, Fabaceae. The record is from RefSeq and is a predicted model, not a curated record.
GCCACAAACCACAAUCAUAAAAGCCACGACUCUUUCAAUUUGUGUAUGCAACAUAGAUGGCACUUUCCACUUGCAUUCCCAAGCUUUCAAGGUUACAUCCACACUAACAGACGCAAAUGCCAUUUCUUCUCCAUGAUUCUCCAACACGCUUCUCUCUGUCCCUGCAACACUAACACCACCGCAUUCCCCUUCUCCCGCAGAACCAGGAAGCGCUUAUUCUCCCGCAAAUUCCGCAGAAAAUGGACCCUCCUCUUCUGCGCAGCAAUCCCCUCCGACGCUACUCCCAAACACAGCCUCACCAACCGCCCAACCCACGCCCUCAGACGAAUCUCAAACCAACUCCAGACCGCCGAUUACGACGCCCAAUUGCAGCCACAACCGCCCUCGCCGCCGGUUCAAUUAGGUUCCACCUUCACCGGCUUCCGCGAGGAUCCCAUCGUCGAUAAGCUGAGGACGCAGCUAGGCGUCAUUCACCCGAUUCCCUCUCCUCCGAUUAACCGCAACGUCGUCGGACUGUUCGUCUUCUUUUUCUUCGUCGGCGUCGUCUUCGACAAGCUCUGGACUUGGCGCCGCGGCAGGGGCAAGAGUGGCGGCGAGGACAGGCUGCGCGGCGCCUGGCCUCAGGUGCCCACGAGCUUCUCGCUGUUUCUGGAGAAGGAUUUGCAGCGGAAGGAGUCGGUGGAGUGGGUCAACAUGGUGUUGGGGAAGCUCUGGAAGGUGUAUAGAGGCGGAAUUGAGAAUUGGAUCAUAGGGCUGCUUCAGCCUGUGAUUGAUAACCUCAAGAAGCCUGAUUACGUCCAGCGGGUGGAGAUUAAGCAGUUCUCCUUAGGGGAUGAACCCUUGUCUGUUAGGAAUGUUGAGCGCAGGACCUCUCGCCGGGUCAAUGAUUUGCAGUACCAGAUAGGCCUUAGGUAUACAGGUGGUGCUCGCAUGCUGUUAAUGCUUUCUCUGAAAUUUGGCAUAAUUCCAAUUGUCGUACCUGUUGGUGUUCGAGAUUUUGACAUUGAUGGUGAACUUUGGGUAAAAUUAAGACUAAUACCAACAGAACCUUGGGUAGGAGCUGUUUCAUGGGCUUUUGUUUCACUUCCAAAGAUCAAAUUUGAAUUAUCUCCAUUCCGUCUGUUCAAUUUAAUGGCAAUUCCAGUUCUCUCGAUGUUUUUGACUAAACUUCUCACUGAAGAUUUACCUAGACUAUUUGUACGGCCAAAGAAAAUUGUUUUGGAUUUCCAAAAGGGAAAAGCUGUUGGCCCAGUUGCUGGUGAUGUUAAAUCUGGAGAAAUGCAAGAAGGAAACCAGGAUUCUGUGGGUGAACUAUCUGUUACUCUUGUGGAUGCUCGAAAGCUUUCUUAUAUUUUCUAUGGCAAGACAGAUCCUUAUGUUAUUCUUAGCCUCGGAAAUCAAGUUAUACGAAGCAAAAAGAACAGUCAAACCACUGUAAUUGGACCCCCUGGAAUGCCAAUUUGGAAUCAGGAUUUUCAUAUGCUUGUUUCCAACCCUAAAAAACAGAAGUUAUCUAUCCAAGUUAAGGACGCUCUAGGAUUUGCAGAUUUGACUAUUGGUACCGGAGAGGUUGAUUUGGGAUCUCUUAAAGACACUGUACCAACAGACAGAAUUGUGGUUUUACAAGGAGGUUGGGGAUUUUUAGGGAAGCGCUCUUCUGGGGAAAUAUUACUUCGGCUAACAUAUAAAGCAUAUGUGGAGGAUGAGGAAGAUGAUAAAACUGUGCUGGAUUCCAUUGACACCGAUGCUUCUGAUGAUGAAUUGUCUGAUUUAGAGGCAAAUGUCACUAAUGAGAAGGAUGAAAGAUAUUCUAUGUAUGAAACAGAGUCAUUUAUGGAUGUUUUGGCAGCAUUAAUUGUUAGCGAAGAAUUUCAGGGGAUAGUAGCAUCUGAAACAGGGUUUAGCAAAGCUUUGGAUAAUGGCUCAAAUGCUGGGCCUAAAGUGUCAAAAUCUUCAGUCCCCAAUGCUGAACCAAUUCCUGCUAGUUCUGAUAAUUCUGAAGGCUCUGGAGGGUCAGCUUUAUUUUGGCUUGCUGUGAUUACUAGCAUAUCUCUACUAAUUGCUCUCAAUAUCGGGGGUUCCAGUCUAUUCAAUCCUUAAGGUGGAGCAGUAAAUAUAAUUAGAUAUUUUUCCUCUAUUCAUUAUUACAGUGUUUGUAUAUUCAUAUUCAUGAGUACUUACCAUUGAGGAAAGCAUAUACCGGCGGCGCAUAUUUUUGGCUUCGUUUUGUGAAAGCCACAAAUUUUAGUUCACCUUCAAAGUUGUAUUAAUUGUCUAUAUGCAAACGUUUUGUUUUAUACUCGGCAAUAAUAAAAUAGAAUAACAGGUUUAUUUUAUCGGCCAAA